Naumovozyma dairenensis CBS 421 is the source of this 540-nucleotide messenger RNA. RefSeq names its product Yet2p (gene YET2). Gene Ontology annotation, cellular component: endoplasmic reticulum membrane; endoplasmic reticulum. Gene Ontology annotation, biological process: endoplasmic reticulum to Golgi vesicle-mediated transport; intracellular protein transport. The transcript has a single exon. The record is from RefSeq and is a predicted model, not a curated record. Lineage: Eukaryota; Fungi; Ascomycota; Saccharomycetes; Saccharomycetales; Saccharomycetaceae. Bases 1 to 540 code for a protein of 179 amino acids.
AUGAGUAUCUACCUAUUAAUUAUUUUCUUCUCCCUUAUUAUGGAAAUGACUAUCCUAUUCAUACUCGUCUUACCAUUACCAUUCUCCAUACGAAGACUUUUUUUCAGCCUUUUUGAAAGAGCAACUAAAUCCAUGCAAGUCAGAACAAUUUCCUCCAUAUUUGGUCUCUUGGUAUCAUUCUUAUUUUAUGAUUCAAGGAAAAGGUCAAUGGUUCAUGUCCUUACCUAUCAAGAUGAUGUAUCUGGUCAAAAUGUCACUCCAAUACAUGCUCUAGCUUCUAGAGCUUAUCAUCAAAGAAAUAUGUACUUGUCUGGGUUCAUAUUAUAUUUUGGGGUUUGUAUUGCGACCGUGAUGACUAUACUUGGGAAAUUAGUGAAAGUUCAUGAUGAUAUGCAUAUGAGAGAAUUAGGAAAUAUUGAAUAUAUAGCAAAAUCUCGUAUUGAUGACCUUAUUAAACUGAAGCAUGAAAAGGAACAAAAUUUAAGGGAUUUGAAAUUACAAGUGGCAAAAUUGAAAACCGCCAGCACUUCUUUCUCAUAA